Molecule: messenger RNA, 1046 nt
Organism: Nycticebus coucang (slow loris)
Lineage: Eukaryota; Metazoa; Chordata; Mammalia; Primates; Lorisidae
Gene: PSMA8
Product: proteasome 20S subunit alpha 8
Exons: 7
Coding region: 109-861 (250 amino acids)
Biological process (GO): ubiquitin-dependent protein catabolic process
Cellular component (GO): nucleus; proteasome core complex, alpha-subunit complex; proteasome core complex
Source: RefSeq, a predicted model, not a curated record
GGGGUGGCCGAUAGCGGCACGUGUGCACUUCCGGGCGUCAGCACGUGGUGGUGCCGACGCAGCUGCGUAGCGUUGGACGGUCGCCGGGAAUCGUCGUAGUGCGGUGCCAUGGCGUCUCGGUAUGACAGGGCGAUCACUGUCUUCUCCCCAGACGGACACCUUUUUCAGGUGGAAUACGCCCAGGAAGCGGUGAAGAAAGGAUCCACCGCGGUUGGAAUUCGAGGCACCAAUAUAGUUGUGCUUGGGGUAGAAAAAAAAUCUGUUGCCAAACUUCAAGAUGAAAGAACUGUGAGGAAAAUUUGUGCCCUUGAUGACCACGUGUGCAUGGCUUUUGCAGGACUGACUGCUGAUGCCAGAGUAGUGAUAAACAGAGCUCGUGUGGAAUGUCAGAGCCAUAAGCUUACAGUGGAGGACCCAGUUACUGUGGAAUAUAUAACUCGCUUCAUAGCGACUUUGAAGCAGAAAUAUACCCAGAGUAAUGGACGAAGACCUUUUGGUAUUUCUGCCUUGAUUGUGGGUUUUGAUGAUGAUGGUAUGCCAAGAUUAUAUCAGACUGAUCCUUCUGGUACUUACCAUGCUUGGAAGGCAAAUGCAAUAGGCCGAAGUGCUAAAACUGUUCGAGAAUUUCUAGAAAAGAAUUACACAGAAGAAGCUAUAGCAAACGACAAUGAAGCUAUCAAAUUAGCAAUUAGAGCUUUACUAGAAGUUGUCCAAUCUGGUGGAAAAAACAUUGAACUUGCUAUAAUAAGAAGAAAUCAACCUUUGAAGAUGUUUAGUGCUAAGGAAAUUGAAUUACAAGUAACUGAAAUAGAGAGGGAAAAGGAAGACACAGAGAAGAAAAAAUCAAAGAAGACUGUCUAGUUCUUAGGAUGACCAUGGGAGCUUUUAAUGUUUUGUUGUACUGCUUGGAAUUGUUCAGUAAAGUUUUAGGGAAAAUAAGUUACUUCUUAGUUGUGUGCUGUUUUGAGAAUGUAAGAUUUGUGGCUGUCUUCAUUCUAUUACAUAUUCAAACAUAGGUUAAGGAAAUUUCAGUAAUUGUCGAAAGC